This is a messenger RNA of Protobothrops mucrosquamatus (brown spotted pit viper), 957 nucleotides long. RefSeq names its product protein SCAF8-like. Gene Ontology annotation, molecular function: RNA binding. NCBI's taxonomy places the organism in Eukaryota, Metazoa, Chordata, Lepidosauria, Squamata, Viperidae. Gene Ontology annotation, cellular component: nucleus. The annotation marks the transcript as partial. The record is from RefSeq and is a predicted model, not a curated record. The transcript is spliced from 8 exons.
GGACAAGAAAAGGAUGUCUUUGCUCCUCGGUUUAGCAAUAACAUCAUUAGCACUUUCCAGAAUUUAUAUCGUUGCCCUGGGGAUGAUAAGAGUAAAAUUGUUAGAGUGCUCAAUUUGUGGCAGAAGAAUAAUGUGUUCAAAAGUGAAAUUAUUCAGCCUCUAUUGGAUAUGGCAGCAGGAAUUCCUCCUCCAGUUGUUACUCCUGUUUUGCCAGGGACAACUGCUACUUUGAGUAAUAAUACACCAGGAACUCCAGUGACUCCUGCUACUCCAGCCAAUGUAAUCCAAAGUUUACCUGAUCCAUGGGUAUCUCAGAUAACUAAUACAGAUACGCUUGCUGCUGUAGCACAGAUCCUUCAAAGUCCACAAGGACAACAGCUUCAGCAGUUAAUACAGACAUUGCAGAUGCAACAACAAAAACCACAACCAUCAUUGCUUCAAGCACUGGAUGCUGGUCUCGUCGUUCAGCUACAGGCUCUCACUGCUCAACUUACGGCUGCUGCUGCUGCCGCCAAUACACUCAAUCCACUAGAACAGAGUGUCUCUUUUAACAAGAAGCUGAUAGAUAGAUUUGGAGAUUUUGGAGAAGAAACUGAUUUGAAUGAAGAGCCCAAAAAGGAAACUCCAACUUCUCAAUUGCCGCUUGUAUCUGAAUCCGUGAACAAUUCACUUUUUCAUCAGCUAGCUGAACAACUACAGCAACAAAACUUAGAACAUCUUCGUCAGCAGCUUCUAGAUCAGCAGCCACCAAAGGUCAGCCCUGAGGAAACUCAAGAAGAAAAUUUUGGUUCUGAGCAUUCAGCAUCACCUUCGCAAGACAGCAGUCACCAACAGUUUUUAGAAGUGGAAACAAAGCUUGACAAUUCAAUGGAUGUUCAACAACAGGACAUGGAUAUAGAUGAAGCCCAGGAGAUUGUAGAACAAGAAGUCUUUGAGCAAGAAGAAAAGAAGCCAGCA